CGCUACACGCUUUCCUCCUUCCAAAGCUCUCCCCUUGGCUUCUCCCGUGUCCCAAGUCAAGUCCCUCCAGCUCUCUCUUUCUCUCUCUCUCUCUCCGGAGAUCGGAGAUUCCAAUGGUAUAAUAACAAUUUUUUUAUAGUUAAAUCUCUGUAACAAACACGCAAUCUCAUGCACUUCUCCCAGAGGAAAAGACUGAAAGGACCCAGAAUUCAAAACUGCUGCUAUACUUGCUUGCACGAUCUCUACAGCAAAAGUGGGUUUUUCAUUGAGGCCUCACCAGGCCGACCUGCCUCACCUUUGCUUUUCCUUCACUUUCCGGUGAAAGAGAGUUGCAGAAAGGUUGGACAUUUUUCAAAGAUUUAUAUUUUAAAUAAUCUAUGCCUAAGUUAAAGUUGGAAUAAAUCUUGUAUUUUCUCCAUUCUUAAUAGAUGGCUGAGAGGAACGAAAUCCUGGUGACCCCGGUAAGAACCAUGUCAGAUGAUAGUAUUUUGAGGAACUCAACAGGGAAAACCAAUCUAUCAAGAAGAAGCAAAAAGAUCCUUCCCCCUCAUUAUCUCAGAGCUUCUACUGGUUCCUGCCAUGAUUUCUGUAAAUAUGGUUGGAAACAUGCUAUUGAACCCAAGGGAAGACGUCGCAUUCCGAAAAGAGUUGCAAGUACUGUGACUGAAGGCGAAGAUUCAUUAAAUUUUGCAACUGUAUCACAAAGAAAGAAGAAACCCUCUGUUAAGUUUAGGCCUUUCCUUGAUUCGAAAACCCAGUUACCCACCAUUUCUGAAAUAAUCAAGCAAAUUUCAUCAUCUGACAAGAAAAAAGAGGCCUCCUCAAAACAAGUUUUGUCACUGACCAAGCAAAUAGGGGUCUCCCCCAGACAAGCGUAUCCACCUGCCAAGAAAAUAGAGGUCUCUGCAAAACAAGUUGUGUCACCUGCCCAAAAAUCAGAUAUCUCUCCAAAACAAGCUGUGUCACCAACCAAAAAAAUAGAGGUCUCUCCAAAACAAGCUGUGUCACCAACCAAAAAAAUAGAGGUCUCUCCAAAACAAGCUGUGCCACCUGCGAGGAAAAUAGAGGUCUCUCCAAAACAAGCUGUGUCACCUGCCAGGAAAAUAGAGGUCUCUCCAAAACAAUCUGUGUCACCUCCCAGGGAAGUAGAAGUCUCUCCAAAACAGGCUGUGUCACCUGCCAGGGAAGUAGAAUUCUCUCCAAAACAGGCUGUGUCACCCACCAGGGAAGUAGAGGUCUCUCCAAAACAAGCUGUGUCACCUGCCAGGGAAGUAGAUGUCUCUCCAAAACAAGCUCUGUCACCUGCCAGGGAAGUAGAAGUCUCUCCAAAACAAGCUGUUUCACCUGCCGGGGAAGUAGAGAUCUCUCCAAAACAAGCUCUGUCACCUGCCAGGGAAGUAGAGGUCUCUACAAAACAAGCUAUGUCACCUUCCAGGGAAGUAGAUGACUCUCCAAAACAAGCUCUGCCAUAUGCCAGGGAAGUAGAAGUCUCUCCAAAACAAGCUCUGUCAUCUGCCAGGAAAAUAGAGAUCUCUCCAAAAAAACCUGUGUCAUCUGCCAGGAAAACUGAGAUCUCUCCAAAACAAGCUCUGUCAUCUGCCAGGAAAAUAGAGAUCUCUCCAAAACAAGCUCUGUCAUCUGCCAUGAAAAUAGAGAUCUCUCCAAAACAUGCUCUGUCACCUGCCAAGAAAUUAGAAACCUCUACAAAACGAACUUCUUUUCCUGUCAAGAGUAAUAAUGCAUCCCCAGAACCUGAUAGUCCUUUGAAACCAAAUUCUGUAGCGGCAAAGCCAGCUCCCCCCUCAGGUCUUUCAAGUCGUAUGGGAGGUAAAAGAAAAAGUGACCUCAAGCUAGUGAAGAAAAUGGCUACUUCCAAUAUAGAUGAAAAGAAAGCAUUGAGGCCACUGAUUGCUUCUGUUUCUCCUAAACCUUCUGUCAGUGGAGUUCUGAGCUCAAAUUCGAGGAAGUACAAAGUAGAUGAAAAGAAAGCAUUGAGGCCACUAAUAGCUUCUGUUUCCCCUAAACCUUCUGUCAAAAGGGUUCUGAGCUCCAAUACAAGUAAGUACAAAUUAGAUGAAAAGAAAGCAUUGGGGCCGUCGAUAGCUACUGUUUCCCCUGUUCCUUCUGUCGACAGAGUUCUGAGCUCCAAUACAAGGAAGUAUAGGAACAUAAAUGCAGUUUCACUUCUGAAGAGUCAGCCCAAGGUUAAGAAAGCUGUACCCAAACUACCCAACCCAAUCAAAGAGAAGACCUUGUAUGUCAUUGAACAGCCUAAAAGCAAAAGCUUGAAACUGGCCCCAAAUGGAACUCAUAUUACUCAAUCAUCUUCAUCUCUGUCCUCAUCAGCAUUGUCAUCGUCAUUGGGUUCCUCUUCUCAGUCCUCUCAAUUGCUGUAUCCACAUGUGGAGGAAGAUAAUGAGGAAUCAGAGUCUAUGCUUAGUGAAGCAGAUGACUCCAUUUCUGAAUAUGAUGGAACUGAUAAUGAGAACCAAAUCGAGACUUUGAACAUGGACGAUAAGAAGUCUGCAAGGGGAGAUGUUCACUCUGAAAAUACAGAUUGCCCACCCCGAAAGUUAAAAUUCAGGAGAGGAAGUGUAGUUGACAUUCAAACUGAGAGCAAUGGCCCAAGAAGACUCAAAUUCAGACGAGGAAGAGUGCUAGGGGAGGACGAUGGUAAAGGUGGAAUCGGAAGGAAAAGCUUCAGAAGGAGGAGAGAAAUCACUUAUGGUGACACAGAUGGUACCAAAUCUGAAUCUGUAAAGGUAGUUCUGAGACACCAAGAUGUGCAGGGAAAGAAAGAUGCUCAAGGUUUGUUUAAUAAUGUUAUUGAAGAGACUGCAAGUAAACUUGUUGAGACCAGGAAGAGCAAGGUCAAAGCAUUGGUGGGGGCAUUCGAAACUGUAAUAUCCUUACAAGAGAGCAAGCCUUCUAGUAGUUGAGUUUCAAAGGUUGUUUCCCUUUUCUACCAUAAUGUGAUUUUGUAAAGAAUAAAUAAUAAUAAUAUAAAAAAUUUAAGUUGGCAGAAAUGAAUCUUACAAUAUUUUGUGUAAGCUGCAAGGAUUUAAUGAAGAGAGUUCAACCAAAUUGAGGCGGCUUAAUAAAAAAUUGAAGGAUUUUUCUUGUUUGUAUGA
Macadamia integrifolia is the source of this 3131-nucleotide messenger RNA. Its product is annotated as neurofilament heavy polypeptide-like. Gene Ontology annotation, molecular function: calmodulin binding. The coding region runs from base 429 to 2939 and encodes 836 amino acids. NCBI's taxonomy places the organism in Eukaryota, Viridiplantae, Streptophyta, Magnoliopsida, Proteales, Proteaceae. The record is from RefSeq and is a predicted model, not a curated record. The transcript is spliced from 3 exons.